Messenger RNA from Cheilinus undulatus (humphead wrasse), 4146 nucleotides. RefSeq names its product structural maintenance of chromosomes 1B (gene smc1b). Gene Ontology annotation, molecular function: ATP hydrolysis activity; protein binding; ATP binding. Bases 34 to 3759 code for a protein of 1241 amino acids. The transcript has 25 exons. The record is from RefSeq and is a predicted model, not a curated record. NCBI's taxonomy places the organism in Eukaryota, Metazoa, Chordata, Actinopteri, Labriformes, Labridae. Gene Ontology annotation, cellular component: nucleus; chromosome; cohesin complex. Gene Ontology annotation, biological process: sister chromatid cohesion.
AUUGAAUAAAGGCGUUCUUUAUCACCAAGUAAAAUGGGAUAUUUAAAAGAAAUUAAUGUCGAAAACUUUAAGUCAUGGCGAGGACAACAGGUUAUCGGCCCAUUUAUGCGUUUUAAUUGUAUAAUUGGCACAAACGGCUCUGGCAAGUCCAAUGUGAUGGACGCCCUGAGCUUUGCCAUGGGGGAGCGAGCAUCCUCUCUGCGGGUGAAACACCUCAGAGACCUGAUUCACGGAGCCCACAUCGGGAGGCCAGCGGCGGACACCGCCCGCGUCGCUAUGCGGUACUGCGACGAUGAGGAGCAGGAGACUGUUUUCUGCAGGACCAUUCAAGGGGAUUCUUCUGAUUAUCGGAUCAAUGGUAAACGCGUCAGUCUGGCCAUAUACACUGAAGAGCUGCAGAAGAUCGGCAUCGUAACAAAAGCUCAAAACUGCCUGGUGUUCCAGGGGGCAGUGGAGUCAAUUGCAAUGAAAAAUCCGAAAGAGAGGACCAAGAUGUUUGAAUUCAUCAGCCAGUCAGGAGAAUAUUCUGCAGAGUAUGAUAAGAAGAAAGAGGCUCUGCUGAAAGCCAAAGAGGACACACAAUUUCACUUCAACAAGAAGAAAUCAGCAACCACAGAGAAGAAACAGGUGUCCCAGGAAAAAAUGGAGGCCCAGAAGUACCAGGCACUAGUGGAUGAACUCUACCAAAACCGCCUGCAGCUGAGCUUGGCUGAGCUCUACCAUAAUGAGAAGGGCAUCAGCGCCUUCAGCGAUGCCCUGAGGGAGAAGCAGCAGGCUGCAGCUGUCAAGAACGAUAAACUGGCGGAGGCUGAGAGCAUGGUCAAAGCUUGCAAGAAGGAACAUGGACACCUCACCAGAGAGCAGCAGCAAAUGGAGAAGGAGAUCCGUGCCCAGGAGCAAAUUCUGUCCCAGUGUCGCUCCCAGUAUGUCAAGGCAAAGGUGAACACUUCCCAUCACAUGAAGAAAGCUGAGGAGGUCCGUGAUGCCCUGAGGAGGAGUCAGAAGCAGAUGGCAGUUAAAGAGCAGGAGCUGGCAGAGGGAUGGCAGGAGAUCGCUGAACUAGAGAUGACCUGGAGGAACUACGAGAAGCAGGUGAAGGAGAAGGAAGCUUCCCACGGGAGAGACAUCGACCUAGAUGAGGAUCAGCUGGAGCGAUACAAAGAGCUGAAGGAGCUAGCUCAAAAGCAGGGUGCCGUUUACAGCCAGCAGGCGGAGAAACUCCACUGGGAGGUCAAAGCAGAUACCAUAAAAAUGUCCUUUGACCAGCGCAGAAAGAAGGAAGUGCAGGCUGUUAUCAAGAGCAACCUGAAUCAGCUGGAAGAUUUGACCCGCAGAGCAGAAAAGUUAGAGGAGUACACCAAGACUUGCAAGUCCUCUCUAGAGGAGAACCGUCAGCAGGAGGAGAGCCUGACUGCUGAGUUGCAGAGAGGUCAACAGCGCCAAGCAGAGGUUAAGCAGGAGCUGGGCCAGGUCCUGGAGGAGCUAGGGAACGCCUGUCUGGACAAUCAGGAGAGCAGACGCCAAACUCAGCGCAAAGAGAUCGUGGAGCGGCUCCGUAGACUCUACCCUCAAACAGUGUUUGGCCGCCUGUCUGAACUGUGCAGUCCCAUCCAUAAAAAGUACCAGCUGGCUGUCACCAAGGUGUUUGGCCAUCAUAUGAACGCCAUUGUUGUGGCCUCGGAGAAGGUGGCCCGUGAGUGCAUUCAGAUUCUCAAGACAGAGCGAAUCGAACCUGAAACCUUUCUGCCCAUUGACUACUUGGAGGUGAGUCAUCUGAAUGAGCGACUGAGAGAGGUACCCAGUGCCAAGAUGCUGGUGGAUGUUGUUCAGGUGAACACCUCUGCAGGUGCCGCCAUGCUGAGGAGAGUGGUGCAGUUUGUUUGUGGCAACACUUUGGUGUGUGAGACCAUCAAAGAAGCCAGAAGUGUGGCCUUUGGCAGGCAGGAGCGCUUGAAGACGGUAUCCUUGGAUGGGACGCUGUUUUCAAAGUCUGGUGUCAUCUCUGGAGGUUCCAGUGACUUGCGAACCAAAGCUCGAUGCUGGGAAGAGAAGGACAUGAAGAGGCUGAUUGAACGCAAACAUCAGCUAAUGGCAGAGUUACGCGGUUUCAUGGGGCUUAAUCGUAAGGAGUCAGACCUGAAGCAGGUCUUUGCUUAUGCUCAGGGGGUACAGACACGCCUCAAGUACUCCACGGUGGAAAUGGAAAACCUUGGAAAGAAAAUUAUCCCUAAAUGUCAGGCGGAGAUUUCUCGUUUGGAGAGUGAAUUAGCAAACCUGGACUCUCAGAUCCAGAUGCAGCAUGAGAGUGUGGAGGCUAAGGAUGCAGAGAUGAGUAAGAUAAGACAGCAGAUCAACCAGAUGGAGGACUUGGUGUUUUCUGACUUCUGUGCUGAGAUCGGCGUGGACAACAUCAGAGAGUAUGAGCAGGACCAUCUGAAGCAGCAGAUGGAGUUUGACAAGAAGAGACUGGAGUUUGAGAGUCAGUGCACUCGCCUGAAAGCACAGCUGGAGUAUGAACAAGACCAACUGGGCCAGCACAAGAAGAAGCUCCUCAAAAUGGAGGAAAACAUCCGGCAGGAGCAGCUAAUCCUGGAUGAGCAGAGGAAGGAUGAGGAGAAGAUGCUGGCGGCAGUAGAUGAGGGUCAGAACAAUCUGCUGGAGCUGAAGAACCAGCUGCUUCCUAAGAAGAGUCAGCUUGCUUCUGCCAAAUCUGAGCUGGACCAGAAAACCCAAAACCUUCGAGAUAUCAACAAAGAGUUGGUGAAGCUCCAGCGGGAGGUGAUGUCUGCAGAGUCGGCCUUGGAGCAGAAACGUCUGGCCAGACACAAUUUACUGCUGGCUUGUAAGAUCCAGGGUCUGCCCAUCACUAUUCUGUCUGGCAGUCUGACAGAAAUCAGUGAGAUGCAGUUGGACACAGAAUCUGAGAGCACUUCUGCCACCAUGGACAUCUACGAGAGAGAGGCACAACUGGUGAUCGACUACUCUGACCUGGGGGCAGAUCUCAAGAGCCUUCAGACAGAGAAGGAUGCACAGGCCUACCUAGAAAGGAUGGAGGAGUGUGUGUCCUCCAUACAAGCUGUGCUGCAUCGCACUCCUGCGCCCAACCUGAAAGCUCUGGAGAAGAUGAGGGAAGUGAAGGACAAGUUACUUGGAGUGACAGAAGAAUUUGAUGCCAGCACCAAAGCUGCCAGAAAGUGCAGCCAGGAGUUUGAGCAAGUGAAAGCCCAGCGCUUCCAACUCUUCAGCCAGUGCUUUGAACAUGUGGCUGUCAUCAUCGAUCAGAUCUAUAAAAGAAUAUGCAGGAACAGCAGUGCUCAGGCCAUUCUGAGUGCAGAGAAUUCGGAUGAGCCAUACCUUGGUGGCAUUAACUACAACUGUAUUGCGCCCGGGAAACGCUUCAUGUCCAUGGACAAUCUGUCUGGUGGAGAGAAAGCCAUUGCUGCUCUGGCUCUGCUGUUUGCCAUCCAGAGUUUUCGUCCUGCACCUUUCUUCGUCUUGGAUGAGGUGGACGCAGCCCUGGACAACACUAACAUCGGAAAGGUGACCAGUUUCAUCAGAGAGGAGUCGAGGAAGAACAUGCAGAUCAUCGUCAUCUCCCUGAAGGAAGAGUUUUUCUCAAAGGCUGACGCCUUGCUGGGAGUCUACUCAGAUUUUGACGAAUGUAUGCUCAGCCGCAUUCUGACCCUGGACCUGCGUUCCUACCCUCUGGUGGAAGACGAGAGCGGGAAGCAGGCAGACAAAGAGAAGGACAAGAAGUGAAGACCUCAGUAGUUCAAAGUUAACUGCAUUAAGCCCUUGCCUUUGUGUGUUUUGCAUUUUGUUCACUGGCCAUAUCGGUUUAAAAUAUUUAAACCAGGAUGGAUUAUUAUCCUGUCUAUGUUUCAGUCCAUUACUAGUAUGUUUUAUUGAAGUUAGAGCUUUUUGACUGAUAAGAUGGUUCAGCAAUUGGUUUAGUGUGUAGUUACACACAGUAAAAUAAAGUUUUAUGAUAACUAGAGUUAAAAAGAAAGUCACAAAAACUGUUCGCAACCCAGUUGUUGAGUCCCUAAGCACUGCAGAAAAUUUAACUUUCUGGGUUAAGUGCAGUUUUCAAGUUGUUGGUGUGUCACUACCUUGAUUAUAGAUUUGUUGCUUCACAGUUAGGUA